Molecule: messenger RNA, 2141 nt
Organism: Salvia miltiorrhiza (redroot sage)
Lineage: Eukaryota; Viridiplantae; Streptophyta; Magnoliopsida; Lamiales; Lamiaceae
Product: serine/threonine protein phosphatase 2A 57 kDa regulatory subunit B' beta isoform-like
Exons: 2
Coding region: 356-1843 (495 amino acids)
Biological process (GO): signal transduction
Cellular component (GO): protein phosphatase type 2A complex
Molecular function (GO): protein phosphatase regulator activity
Source: RefSeq, a predicted model, not a curated record
UCUCUCACUCAUUCAAAUAUACGUGCGCGUAUAUAAGAUAUGCGCACGGAUUCGUUCCAAUACAGUUCUCUCCAUUCAGCUCCUCCGAUCGCCGGGGCAUUCCGAUCUCCGGCGAUCCAUGAUCGCCUCUCCAACUCGCCGCAUUGUCUUCCGGCGCGGUUCUGCAAUAGAUACGUUUUUCACUUCUAUUGCAUAAUCGUUAAAUCGUUUCUAGAUUUAUUAUCUUAUGGAUCCAUCUCUAGCUUUCGUUUUUCCGAUUUGCGAAAACCUAGAUAUGUAGAAUAUAGUUUUCCUUAUUCACAUAUACACACACAUAUAUAUAUACAUAUAUAUAUAUAUAUAUAUAUCUUUGUGUAUGUAUAUGCAUACAUACGCCGAGAUGUUGCACAGGAUAAUCAAGAGAGGCCACCGCAAGGUGGCGAAAUCCGAUGUUGAUUUUGCCCAUCCGCCACCGGGGCGGAGCUCCGGCACCGACCUCGUCGUGUGCCACGCCUCCCGCGGCGUCGCGCUGCCAAAUUUACCCCAGCAGCCGCAAAUGCCUGCUGCCGCUGCGCCGGAGCGGUCGCCUCUCGGCACAAUUGAAAAUCUACCGACGUUUCGAGAUGCUGUGGCUGUGGAUCGUCAGGAUUUGUUUCUGCGGAAGCUGAAGAUAUGCUGUGUGCAAUUUGAUUUCUCCGACACUCUGAAAAUGGCGAAGGAGAAGGAUAUUAAGCGGCAGACUUUGAUUGAGCUCGUGGAAUUUAUUCAAUCCGGUUCUAGCAAAAUCACGGAGACAAAUCAAGGAGAAUUGGUUAAGAUGAUUUCGACCAACAUUUUCCGUUGCCUGCCCCCUGCCUCCCACGAAAGCACAGGUUGUGAGAAUGCCGAGGCCGAAGAGGAGAAUCCCUUUUUCGAUCCUUCUUGGCCGCAUCUGCAUCUCGUUUAUGAACUGCUAUUGCGGUAUGUGGUCGCAUCGGAUACAGAUACGAAGACUGCCAAGCGCUACAUCGAUCAUUUCUUUGUUAUGAAGUUGCUUGAUUUGUUUGAUUCCGAUGAUCCGAGGGAGAGGGAGUGUGUGAAGACUAUUCUGCAUAGGAUAUAUGGGAAGUUUAUGGUUCAUAGGCCAUUUAUUAGGAAGGCGAUAAACAAUAUAUUCUAUAGAUUCAUGUAUGAGGCAGGAAGGCAGAAUGGGAUCGCGGAGCUGCUAGAGAUACUUGGGAGCAUCAUCAAUGGUUUUGCAUUGCCAAUGAAGGAGGAGCACAAGGUGUUUCUUGCACGAGUUUUGAUACCGCUCCAUAAACCGAAGGUGCUAGGGACGUAUCACAGCCAGCUAUCGUAUUGUGUUACACAGUUCGUGGAUAAGGAUUACAGAUUGGCGGAUACCAUUAUUAUGGGCCUAUUGAAGUAUUGGCCGGUCAUCGAUUCGCAAAAGGAGGUUCUUUUUGUUGGGGAACUUGAGGAAGUGUUGGAUGGGACGAACGCCGUGGAGUUUCAACGCUGCAUGGUUCCUCUGUUCAGACAGAUUGCUCGUUGCAUCAAUAGCCCUCAGUUUCAGGUUGCAGAACGAGCUCUUUUCCUAUGGAACAAUGACCACAUUGUGGAACUGAUUGCCCAGAAUCGAAGUGUUAUCUUGCCAAUCCUUUUUGAUGCUUUGCAGAAGAAUACGCAGUAUCAUUGGAACCAGACGGUACACAGCUUAAGUCUUAAUGUUCGGAAAACAUUCAUGGAGAUGGAUGGCGAUCUAUUUGAAGAGUGCCGGAAGCAGUACAAGGAGAGGAAAGCCAAGUGCAGAGAGCUGGAGGAACAACGAGAACUAACAUGGCAACGACUAGCAGCAGCAGCUGCUGCUGCUGCUGAGUGCUGAAGGAGGAUGAAGGAACAUGUUCUUCGCCUCCUGAUUAAUCUUCAACAAGAUUGGAUUGGUAAAUCUUUUGGAAUCAUUUCCUCAGUCUCAAAUCUCCAAGGUACAUAAUUUUGUAUUCACUUAUUUUUUUCUGCUGUUACUUUGCCUUGUUACUGGCAAAGCAAAUGGCAGUGUAAUUAUAUAGAUGUGCGUUUAUAUUUGUAUUAUGUGCUGCAUAUUAGAGGUUUGUGACUUUUAUUUGUUUUUGUACCAAUCAAAUCAAUUGCACCAUUAUGAGAAAUUUCUCUCAUAUCUUCAA